Messenger RNA from Chondrus crispus (carragheen), 483 nucleotides. RefSeq lists its product as hypothetical. Gene Ontology annotation, molecular function: nucleic acid binding. The record is from RefSeq and is a predicted model, not a curated record. The transcript has a single exon. Lineage: Eukaryota; Rhodophyta; Florideophyceae; Gigartinales; Gigartinaceae. The coding region runs from base 1 to 483 and encodes 160 amino acids.
AUGUUUUCAAAACGGCAGCAGGGUGUGGAUUCUGUAAUGGUUUGGGGCGCUUUUUCUGGUACUAAGAAGUGCGAGUUCGCCGUUUUAAAUGGAAAGCAGGAUGCUGUUAAGUAUAUAGAUACAUUUGAGUCCUAUCUUUUGCCGGUUGUGGAUCAAGAAAUGUGUCCAAGUUGGGUGCUUAUGCAAGAUGCUGCAUCCAUACACCGUGCUAAACGUACUUUCCAGUGGUUUGACGAGGAAAUUCCUCUCUUAGAGUGCCCUGCCAAGUCACCUGAUCUGAAUCCCAUCGAGAAUUUAUGGAGAAUCCUAGCGCGAACGGUUUAUGCACACCAACGUCAAUUUAAGGACGUGGAUGAGCUUUUAGAAGUUAUAAUGGACGCGUGGGACGAAGUUUCAGAAGAAUGCCUGGAAAAGCUUGUCCGUUCCAUGCAAAAGCGGUGCUUUGAGUGUGUAAUGGCAAAGGGAGGUCCGACGAAGUACUAG